AUUCGCGUAAAUGGAAGGAGGCACAAGGAAAGGAAAGGUUAUACCUACUAACUUUGGACUCAAAUAUGAUCCUCCAAAGCUUGGAAUUCAGUACUACUUCAAAGAGAAUCCUCAUAAGACUUACGUACAUGAAGUCAAGCUUGAUGACGUACAGAAUAAGAAGUCUCAAGACCUUCUUGAUGAGUUAUUCACAAAGCACAAUAAGUUUGUUGAUCCAAAGGUUGUGUCAAGGAACCAAAUUGAGAAUUUAAUUGAAAAGCUCAAGACUCAUAUGUCUGGAAACUCCCCACUAAAGAACAAAGAAAAUUUACAUGAGAAUACAAAUAAAAAUAGUGAAAGAGAAGACUGGGAAUUAGACAUCAACUCUGCUCAGAAAGAAGAACAACUAAUCAAGCCUCAAGAGUUUGAAAAGGACAUUUUCAGUGGAGCCAAUAACGAAGAUUUUAAGAAUAAUGAUAAGAAUUUCAUGCUUGAUGACUUCGAAAUGGAUAAGGAAGAUGAGAAAAUAAAUGCAAAUCAUGAUAUGUUUGAUGGGCUUGUUGACGACCUCAGUGAUCAUAAAUCUAAACCUCAUGAUACUCCAACUGAAAAUGAAACUCCACCUAAUAAUUUGCCAGACGAAGACAACGAAGAUGAUGAAGACUCCGAUGCUAUUGACAUUGAUAAUGAAGAAGAAUUGGCGGCAAGAGGACUUAAGAAAAUACAAAUAGAAGGAGAAGAAGAGGAAUUCCUUAUGGAUGGAGAAGGAAAUAUUUAUAAUCUCAAUGGAGACUUCAUCGGUACGACAAAUGGAGAUGCAGAAGAUGAUGGAGAUGAUGAAUUCUAAGCUCUCUUCCUUUGAAGGUAUCC
This is a messenger RNA of Moneuplotes crassus, 849 nucleotides long. The record is from the annotation of a GenBank genome assembly. Lineage: Eukaryota; Ciliophora; Spirotrichea; Euplotida; Euplotidae.